ACCAUGGCCUCCGAAUAUACUCUCUGUGAGGCCUCGCCAGCCGAUGCGAAAGCCAUUGCCUCCCUCUUCUCUUUAUCCUGGACAUCACCCUUCACGCGCCUUCAGUUCAGCGAUGUAGACCCGCCCACGCUCGCAGCCGAUAUGGCGCCGCGCAUCGAGCAGCAUAUGGUCAAGCCCAACAUUCGCUUCAUCGUGAUGCGGGAUCACGAAACGCAAGAGGUUAUAGCUGUCGCGCAAUGGUCAUUUCCAUCCGAAGAAGAUCCGGAACAGAGAAAAGAGACUGCAGAGGAAAAGGCGGAGAGGGACAAGUUCAACGAUGAGGUAUAUCGGAACAAACUGCCUGAGAAGAGUAAUAAAGAUUUAAUCAUGGAGUUUACUGUUGGCUUGAGGACGUUGCGAAAAGGUGUGCUAAAGGGAAGGAAGCACUACCUCCUAGAAAAUCUGGCAACACAUCCUGACCAUCGUGGCAAAGGACUCGCCUCUAGACUAAUAGAGUGGGUGUUUCCCAAAGCAGACGAAGACGAUGUGGUCGUCUAUCUAGACACUGCCAGUGAUAACAACGCCAUGCGCUUGUACAAAAGGCUGGGCUUUGAAGAGAAGGGGAGCCAGACGAUUGAGGAUUUGAGCAAGUACGGCGGCGAGGGGAGUGAGACCCAUGUUGCAUUGAUACGAUACCCGAAGAGCCAGUCAUAAGCGGAGUCAUCGUCAUCCGUGCAUCAAUUGACUUACCUCUUUUCAGGGGUGAGAUGGCAUGCGUAUCCGGCCUCCUGGAGUGAUUCAACUCUCAGAGCUCAGUCUAGUGUACCGGCGUCCUGAAGGCCCUCAACCCUCGAAUUUCGGCUGGGCGAUUCCGAGCCCACUGUGCAUUACAAUUUCGCACCACCGCAGCGCAGCCAUCUCGCAAUCUACC
Molecule: messenger RNA, 910 nt
Organism: Trematosphaeria pertusa
Lineage: Eukaryota; Fungi; Ascomycota; Dothideomycetes; Pleosporales; Trematosphaeriaceae
Product: acyl-CoA N-acyltransferase
Exons: 2
Coding region: 4-693 (229 amino acids)
Molecular function (GO): acyltransferase activity, transferring groups other than amino-acyl groups
Source: RefSeq, a predicted model, not a curated record